This is a messenger RNA of Plasmodium gallinaceum, 4608 nucleotides long. RefSeq names its product RNA polymerase II-associated protein 1, putative. Gene Ontology annotation, cellular component: nucleus. The transcript has a single exon. NCBI's taxonomy places the organism in Eukaryota, Apicomplexa, Aconoidasida, Haemosporida, Plasmodiidae. The coding region runs from base 1 to 4608 and encodes 1535 amino acids. Gene Ontology annotation, biological process: transcription by RNA polymerase II. The record is from RefSeq and is a predicted model, not a curated record.
AUGGUAAAUUUAUUAAAUUCGUUGCAAGAUAAGCUCAGAAAAGAAAGAACAAAUGAUAAAUUAAUUUUAAAACAAUGUAAUUUUGAUAUAAUUGAAAAUUUUGAAGAUACUUCUAGUGAUGAAAAAGUAAAUUCUAUAGAAAAUAAAGAUUAUAAAAUAAGUUUUAAUGAAGAAACUGAAAAUAAAAUACAUAAUUACAAAAUAAGUUUUAAUGAAGAAAAUGAAAAUAAAAUACAUAAUUACAAAAUAAGUAAUAAGGAACAUAUUAAUUUAGGUAGUUUAAAAAAUGAACAUAACAUUGGUUUUCCUUUAGCUUUACACAGAACGAAAUUAAAUUUACAAAAAAAUAAUGUAAAUGAAAAAUUAGACUUAAAAAAAAUAUAUGAAACUAAUUUAUUGAAAAAGGAUAGUAAUAAGGGAUAUGAUAAAUCAAGUAUUUAUAAUGAGUUAAAUUCAGAUAACAAUGAAAAUAAUAAUAGGCAUAAUAAAAAAGGAAAUUUGCAAGAAAAUAAAAUAAAAGAGAAGGAUGAAAUAAAUGAUUCAAAAAAAAAAUAUAAUCUAACAUUCCAAUUAAAUAAAAAUGAAGUAGCUAAACUUCAAUGGACAAAUCCAGUAAAUGAUGACGAAAUAAGAGAAAUAAAAAACUUAAGUGAAAUAAAAUUACAUGAAAUACGUUUCGAUUUUUUAGGAAAAUUAAGAAUACAAAUAAAUGAAAAUUUAAUUAAUAAAAAAAAAAAAAAAAAAAUUUAUGAUAAUUUUGAUGGAUUAUAUCAUCAUAAUGAUGAACCACUUAAUAGUGGUUACACAUUUCCAGAAAUUUUAUAUUUAUGCCAAAGUUCAUAUAAUAAUCAAAUAUGUAUAUCAUUAAAAAUUCUUAAAAAUAUAUUUAUAAAUUUACAUUUAAAAAUAAUUAUUAUUAGCAAAAAUUUUGAACAUCUUUUAAAUAAUGUAAAAGACAAAUACUGUUAUGGAUUUACAUUUAGGAGAUUUUUUAAUUUUUUAAAUAAUGAUUUAAAAAUAUUUAAAAAGUUAUUCAUAAUAUUCAAUUAUCAUUGCAAUGUAAAUGUUGAAAUAAAUUGCCUUCAUUCAUUCGCAAGUUAUUUAUAUCCUAAUAAUGUUUUAGAAUUAGUACAAAAUGUAAUAUACGAUCAGGAUAAUGAUUCAAAAAAAUUUAAUUAUUUAAAUGAUUAUGAAUUUUUUUCUUACUGUGAUUUUUUUAGUGAUAAUCUAUUUCUUUUUGAAGAUUACAAUAUAUAUUUUUAUUCUAUCAAAAAACAAAAAAAUUCUCAAAAUAAUUUUUCUAAUUACAAUAAAAGUAAUGAAGGAGAAACAGCAUAUAAUAAUGAUAUAGAAAAAGAAAAAGAAAAUGAAAAAGAUGAAAAAGAUGAAGAAGAUGAACAAGAUGAACAAGAUAAAGAAGAUGAAGAAGAUGAAGAAGAUGAAGAAGAUGAAGAAUAUGAAGAAGACAAAGAAGAUGAAGAAGAUAAGGAAGAUGAAGAAAAAACAGGAAAUGAAAAAAUUAAAAAAAAAGAAGAUAAUGAAAAUAAUUAUUUUAAUAUAAAUAAAAAUAAUUUGACGAAUUUUAAUGAUGAAAAAUUAAAUUAUUCAUAUUUUUUUAAUAAAUAUAAAGAAAAUGAAUUGAUAUUAAAAUAUGAAAAAGAUGAAAAAAUAAUAAAAAAGUGUAAAAAAGUUACAAAAAACACAAACGGAACAAAUGGAACAAAUGGAACAAAAGAAAAUAAAGUGAAUAAAGAACAAAAUAAUAAAAGUAUAUUCAUGAAUCAUGAGUUAAUAACUAUUUUUGAAUAUAUAAAUAAAGCUAAAUAUGAUUUUUUAAAAAUAAGAAAUAUAAAUUUUAAAAUGAUUAGUUUAUGCCAUUCAAAAAAAUACUAUUAUAAAAAAAUUCUUAAUAAUGUAUCAAAAAUUUUAUCAAAUAAUUUUGGUAAUAUUGAGAUAGAAAAUAGUUGUAUAUGUUUUUUAAUAGGAUUAUUAUUUAAAAAAAAACAAAAAAUAAAUAUAUUGAAAAAUAAAAAACUGAUAAAAAAUUUAGAAAAAAUAUAUGAUUCUAAGAUAACUGGUAGUAAACUAAACAAUGAAAGAUUAAAAAAAGCAAGCGAAGAAAACAUAGAUAAAAAUUACUGUGAUACAAAUUUCACAUACAAUUUAAUUACACUAAUUAGAUAUAUUAUUAUUUAUAACUAUGAGAAAGAUAUUUUAAAAAAAUUCGAUGUAUUGUCUUUUUUACUAUUUUAUAGAACCCUACCAUUUAGCAAAGAGAAGAAAAAUAAGGAAACAUAUUUUUUUUUAGCUACCGAGUCAUUGAAAAUAUUUAGAAUUUUAGUUUACUGCAAUUUAUAUAUAGAAUCAGUGGAUUAUUUUCAUGAUUUAAUUAAUGAAAUUCAUGAAAGAAAUAUGAAAAACUCCUUAAUUUGUAAAAGAUUUUUAUGUCAAGUAUAUUUAUAUAUUUCUGCACAUAAUACAAUAUAUACUAAUAUUGAGUUAUCUGGUUUUUUAUAUAUGAAUAAAGUUAUUAAAACUUUAGAAAUUCAACUACAUAAUAAUUUUCAUAUAAGUGAUGAUGAUAAGAAUGAAAUAAGCAUUCUUAAUAUGAAAAAUAAUAAUACUUGUUAUUAUACUGAUGGAAUUAAAUGCAAUAUGAAAAGAGGAAAGGAAGAUUUAUUAAAUAUAGAAACGGAAAUAAAAAUAGAGAAAACAAAGAAGAAAUAUGAUUUUAAUUAUCUGUGUGAUUUAGAACUAAUAAAUCAAUGUUGUAUUUAUUUUUAUUCUGUUUUUUUAUAUAUUAAAAAAAAAGGUAAUAAGCAAUGUAUAAGUAAUGAUCAAAUAAACAAAAUAAUGAGAAUUAUAGAAAAAUUAUCACAAGUAAUUACAGAAGAAUUUAAUGAUUUCUUAAGUGAAUAUAAAAAUGGCAAUAAUAGCAACUUAAUUAUAAGUAUAAUAAAUCAAUUAAAAGAUUGUCCUUUUCCUUUUAAUUAUAUCAUUUAUGAAAAUAAUAUUGAUUUACAUCUCUUUUUUAUUAUUUAUAUACAAAUUCUAAAUAUAAUUUUAAAUAUAUAUUUUUUUUAUGAGCAAAUUGAAAAAAUUAGAAUAGAAUCUAUUGAAAACAUUUAUAUUCAAUUUGAUAGAGAUACUUUAAAAUAUUUUAAAAGUGAUAUUUUUGAAGUAGAAAAUAUUUUAGAUUCUUAUAAUAUUUUCUUGCCAUUAUCAUAUUUGUUUUAUAAUUUAUUUAAAAUUAAUAAUAAUGAUAUCAAAAAUGUAGAGUUACUAUUUUAUUCGUUAUGCUAUUGUUCCUCUCUUUCUCUCAGUUGUUUUUGCUUAAAAGAGAAUUUUACCCAAUUAUAUAAUACCACUAGUAGUAAUAAUAGAAUAUAUAAUAAUAACUUUUUAAAUAAUUCUGAGCACAAUGUUAGUAUUAUGGAUGAUCUGAAAAAUUUUAACAUAAAUGAUGAGUUUCACAGAGUUAAAGAAUAUACUUAUAACACAAACAAUUUUAAUAAUAAUAAUAAUAAUAAUAAUAAUAAUAAUAGUAAUAAUGUUUAUAUGGAAAUUUAUGAUGAAAAUAAUAAAUUAAUAAAUGAAACUGAGAGUAAAUAUGAUAAUAUUGACAAUAAUAUAUAUAUAUUGUUAUUUUUACAAAAAUAUUUAAAAGGUAAAUUUUUAAUUUAUCAUAGCAAAAAAAAUAUUUUUAUAUUACUUUUGAAAAAUGUUUUUAAAGAAUGUAAAAGAAAAAUAGAUAAUGUAAUAAAAGAAGAUGAACUAAUAAUAAGUAAAGUUUUAAAAUUAUUUUUAAAUAAUUAUAUUAUUGACUUUUUUUCAAAAAAUAUGAAAGUAUCUAUGUUUGUUAAAAUAUUCAUUCAAAUUUUUAUUGUGAACUGUUCUAAAUUAAUUGGAGAUUAUUUAAUGGAAAAAAAAAAUAUAUAUUCUGAUUUAGUAAAUAUAGCAGAAUUAUAUAUAUUUAACAAAUUAAAUUAUUUAAAUACCAAUAAAAAUGAUAGUUUAUAUAAAGAAAAAAAAACAGAUUUAGAAAAAAUACAAAAUAUCAUUGAUGAAUUUGUAAGGAAAGAAAUUCAAGAAAAAAAAUACCCUUUUGAAAAUAUAUUAGACAACUUUGAAAAAAACAAAAAAAAUAUAAAUAUAUAUAUGAUACCAAAAAAGUUAGAAAUUAGCAAAAAUUUAGCUAUAAUAAUAUAUGAGAAAAUUAUAGAAUCUUUUAAAAUGGCUAAUUUUUGUAACCCUUUAUUUCUAUCUAUUUUACUUUUUUUUUCUUCAUCUUUUUUUCCUUUGGAAUGCAGUAAUUUAUUAUUCAAUGAUAUUGAUUUAAUAAAAAUCUUAUGUAAAAAUAUAUAUAUUCAUUUUUAUGAUAAUCUAAAUUAUAUCAUAUUUACUAAAUCUACUUAUUAUGGAAAAGAAGAAAACAACUAUAUAAUUGAUAUCACAAAUUUAUUCCCUUCUCUUUCUUCAUUUAUAUUAGAUACUACUGAAAUUAAAUUAAAUGAUAAUUUAAAAAAUUAUUUUCAAACUAUUCAAUUAGAACAUUCUCAUAUUAGUUUUCUAUAUUUCAUAUUAUAUGUCAAAAAUAAGUUUAAUUAA